UGACGUACUGAAAAAUAAUUGUUUGCUCUCUGGUAGCUAAGCAAAACUAUGAAGCAUGUACGACACAGACUAGCAGCCUUGAAGACUGUGGAGAGAGAUGAGUUAACUCUUCCUGGUGGCGUCCGGAAGGUCUCACCCACUAGAGAUACAUGCAGUCGGUUAUUGAAGGAGACUUACCCCACUGGCCCUUCCCCAGCAUUUAGCACAGAUUUCCAUGCAGCCCUUGUACUUCGACCAGGUGUUGAUGAGGAGGAGAACCGUAAACAAUGGCAAAACCAGUAUCUCAUGUACAGAAGACUGUUUAUGGACAUUGAAAGAGAACAAGUAAAAGAAAUUAAAAGACAAAAGAAGAAUGAAAAGAAAAUUAAAAAAAUUAAAGGAGAGAGAGAGAAUUCCAAAGGCAAAUAGAGGAGCAGCAGUUGCUUGAUGAAGCUGACAAGGUCAAGGAAUAUUUACAUGAAAAGCAAUCUGAGUUGUCAAAUUUUCAUCAUGGGCCAAAAAAACAUCCAGAACAUAUAGAAAAAAACACAAAAGAACUUAGAAUAUGUUCAGUAAUAUUCCCCUGAUGUAUUUCUGUCAUUUUUAAUAUUGCCAAUACAUUUUUCAAAUACUCCCAUUGGCCAGUUGGCCACAAAGCAGGUGCUUAUUUUUGAAUUCCAGGCAUGAAUG
This is a messenger RNA of Xenopus laevis (African clawed frog), 669 nucleotides long. RefSeq names its product coiled-coil domain-containing protein 15-like (gene ccdc15.L). Lineage: Eukaryota; Metazoa; Chordata; Amphibia; Anura; Pipidae. The transcript is spliced from 4 exons. The record is from RefSeq and is a predicted model, not a curated record. Bases 49 to 408 code for a protein of 119 amino acids.